AUGGCACCAAAUGGGGUAAAUGAGAAGAUGCUCACAACUGAAAUAGAAAAUAGUGGAACAGGCCAACAGCUUCAGGAUCAGUAUGACAACUUAGAAAAACAUACACAGUGGGGGAUUGAAUUCUUGGAUAAAUACACCAAGUUUGUGAAAGAGAGAGCAGAAAUUGAAUACAGUUAUGCAAAACAACUUAGGAAUCUUUCAAAAAAGUAUCAACCCAAAAAGAAUUCGAAAGAAGAAGAGGAUCAGAAGUAUACGUCAUGUAAAUCAUUUUUGACAACACUGCAGGAAUUAAAUGACUAUGCUGGACAGCAUGAAGUAAUUUCAGAGAACCUGACGGGGCACAUUAUUGCAGAGCUAACACGUUAUAUGCAAGAGAUGAAACAAGAAAGAAAAUCAUAUUUCCACGAAGGUCGAAAGGCACAGCAGCAUAUUGAAACUUCCUGGAAGCAGCUUGAGGCAAGUAAAAGAAAAUUUGAACGGGACUGCAAAGAGGCAGACAGAGCACAACAGUAUUUUGAAAAACUGGAUGCUGAUAUUAAUGUUACAAAGGCUGAUGUAGAAAAGGCACGGCAGCAGUCCAACUUGCGACAUCAAAUGGCAGCAGACAGCAAGUCAGAUUAUUCAUCAACCCUACAGAAAUUUAAUCAGGAACAACAUGAACAUUAUUUUACUCACAUACCAAACAUUUUUCAGAAAAUACAAGAUAUGGAGGAAAGGAGGAUAAAGAAGCUUGCUGAGUUAAUGAAGAAAUUUGCAGAAGUGGACCGCCAGGUGAUCCCAAUCAUAGGGAAAUGCCUUGAUGGAAUAACUGCAGCAGCAGACUCUGUUGAUGUAAAACGUGAUACACAGCUUGUAGUAGAAGCUUUUAAAUCUGGAUUUGAACCACCUGGAGAUAUAGAAUUUGAGGACUUCAGUCAACCUAUGCAGCGCACUGUGUCGGAAUCUAGUUUAUCAAACUCAAAAGGAGAAGGACGAUCUGAAACCAAAGGCAAACCCAAGGGCAAACUUUGGCCUUUUAUUAAAAAAAAUAAGCUUAUGUCCCUUCUAACAUCCCCCCAUCAGCCCCCACCUCCUCCUCCUUCCUCUGCCUCACCCUCUGCUGUUCCCAAUGGCCCUCAGUCUCCCAAGCAGCAAAAGGAACCCCUCUCCCAUCGCUUCAACGAGUUCAUGACAUCAAAACCCAAAAUCCACUGCUUCCGGAGCCUAAAGCGAGGGACACGAUCUUUCUGUUUUCAUAAAGAACUUAUGAAGAGGACAUUAGGGAAACCUACAUAUGCCUAUGAAGCUAGGGAGUAUUUUCUUUCUCUGAAGCUGACAACUUUGAAUGCACAGGUCUGGAGUCUAAUUGAGGGUUCAGGACCAGAAGAUUUUAGCAAUCUUCCUCCAGAACAGCGACGAAAGAAACUACAGCAAAAGAUUGAUGAGUUAAAUAAAGAGAUUCAGAAGGAGGUGGAUCAAAGAGAAGCUUUAACAAAAAUGAAAGAUGUUUACAUAAAGAAUCCACAGAUGGGUGAUCCAAACAGUGUGGAUCCUAGAUUGUCAGAAUUAUCACAAAACAUUGAGAGACUGCGACAAGAGUGUCAGAAAUUUGAGGGUUGGCUUGCUGAAGUUGAAGGAAGGUUGCCAACUAAAAAUGACAUGAAUCGGCGACAAAGUGGAGUAUAUGACGGUCAGAGCACUCAGAGUACACAGAACACUCCAGCAGUUAGCAACUGUGCACAAGACAGAGAAAGCCCAGAUGGCAGUUACACAGAGGAGCAGAGCCAGGAGUCCCAGGUGAAGGUUACAGCUCCUGAAUUUGAUGAUGACUUUGAUGAUGAAGAACCACUUCCAAUAAUUGGAACAUGCACAGCUCUAUAUACUUUUGAAGGUCAUAAUGAAGGAACAAUUUCAGUAACUGAAGGAGAAGUUCUAAAUGUGAUAGAGGAAGACAAAGGUGACGGUUGGACUAGAGUACGAAGAUCUGAGGAUGAAGAAGGAUAUGUUCCAACAUCUUAUCUUGAUGUCUGUUUGGAAACAAAUGCCAAAGAGACCUUUGGGAGCCAGGACUGUUUUGUUUGCUACAUCAGUUCAUUUUUGGUUGCCGUUCCUGCCUCCACAUGAUGGAAGGAUCUCCAGUAGAAUUGGAUUAUGCACCUGAAAGACUUAUCAUCAACCGGAGAUGGAACACUCUCAUAGACAAUAAGGACAAUCCUUUAUUAGGUAUGGAACUCGCUACUGCUACACUGCCAGUUCCAGGUAUUGCUAAUGACAUGACUGAAUUUAAUGUUAUGUUUAAAGAACUAGAGAAUUGUCUUUACAAGCUUCACCGCCUAAUUUGGCAACGUAGACAUCUUGAGGCAUGUCAACAUUUCAAAGUAGUUCCACGUGGCAUGAGGGUGUUGUGUAUGCCCUCGUAUGGUAACAACCAUCCAGAACUACUUAAGAGCUGGCAGAGGCUUAACCUUGAAUUGAGCUAUAAAUAUAUCAAAUUGUUACUUGAAUAUUUCUUACCCAUUGAAAAUGAACUAGCGACUAAAGCAGAUCAGCUGAAUAGUGAUCUAAUGGCAAGAUUUAAAGGGGAAAUCUUUUUAAAGAGGUUAGAUAACCUCUAUGUUCAAAUUACUUCAUAUAGUGACAGGCUUCAACAAGUUAAGUCACGUAAGCUUCAAAGAGACUAUCGUGACUUUUCCAGUGGGCAAGUGUUUGUUUGGCCCAGGUUGUCACGUAAUCAAGAUGGAUUUAAUGGUGGGUUGUUGACUGGUGAGACACCAUUGAAUCCCCCUUCAGAAUCGACAUAUGUUGCCCCUUUAACACAUCCUAUGGGGCCAGGUAAUCCUUCUACGUCACAUCCUGAGAGCACCGGAACUACACAGCUGGCUGCGACUGGUACUCCUCCGCCUAACCAGUUAUCCUUGAACUCACAUCAUCUCAUGGGAGCUAAACCCAAGAUACAAGACAGCAUUGAGCGUUUUUUACCCCUGCCUGUUCAACUCCACAGAACAUCAGGGGACAGAUCGCGGAGUCGAGGAAGAACAAAGAGAAAACUUUCCGAAGAGUCGCAGACGAGGAGAGCACGGAUGAGGGAUUAAAUCACUUGAUUUUCAACCUUUCUAAUAUUGAACUCUAAAACUGACAUUAAUGUUUUGAAUAGAGGAUUGUCUUAUAUACCUGCACAGGUCAGUAAACUUAAUAAAACGCUCAUUUAUUUAA
Molecule: messenger RNA, 3192 nt
Organism: Protopterus annectens (West African lungfish)
Lineage: Eukaryota; Metazoa; Chordata; Ceratodontiformes; Protopteridae
Gene: FNBP1
Product: formin binding protein 1
Exons: 19
Coding region: 1-2103 (700 amino acids)
Biological process (GO): signal transduction
Molecular function (GO): protein binding
Source: RefSeq, a predicted model, not a curated record